UAAAUGUCAACACAAUGACAGCUGUCAACUCGAUUUUCCUUUCUUUCCGGUGACUGCUCCACAGAAGACGCUAAAGAUGUUUAUGCCAAAGGCUCAUCGUGUCGCUAUUUACGAAUACCUCUUCAAAGAGGGUGUUAUCGUAGCCAAAAAAGAUACCCAUGCUCCUAAGCACCCCGAGCUCGAGAGCAUUCCUAACUUGCAUGUCAUCAAAACAAUGCAGUCCCUCCACUCCCGUGGCUUGGUUAAGGAACAAUUCGCCUGGAGACAUUACUACUGGUACUUGACCAACGAAGGUAUUGAGUUCUUGCGUAGCUACUUGCACUUGCCUCCUGAGAUUGUUCCCGCCACUCUCAAGCGUCCCACCAGACCCGAAACUGUACGUCCCCGCCCAGCUGCUGCUGCUCGUUCCGGUGAUGUUAGCAAGACUGGUGAAGAUCGCUCUGCUUACAGACGUGCCCCCGGUGGUGCUGACAAGAAGGGUGAUGUAGGCGCUGGUGCCGGUGAUGUUGAAUUCCGUGGCGGUUUCGGUCGUGGUCGUCCCCAAUAAAUAAGUUAAAUGUGACAUGGGUGAUAUUCAACCUCUGCAAGUAGUUUUUAUAAAUCUUUUUGUUCGUCAUGCAACAAAGAUGUUUUUCUAUUUUAAAAGAAAAUGAUAAAAUAUAAAAAUAUUUAAAAGAAACAAAACAAA
Lucilia cuprina (Australian sheep blowfly) is the source of this 688-nucleotide messenger RNA. It is a transcript of the gene RpS10b, whose product is annotated as 40S ribosomal protein S10b. Gene Ontology annotation, molecular function: structural constituent of ribosome; RNA binding. The coding region runs from base 77 to 547 and encodes 156 amino acids. The transcript has 2 exons. Lineage: Eukaryota; Metazoa; Arthropoda; Insecta; Diptera; Calliphoridae. The record is from RefSeq and is a predicted model, not a curated record. Gene Ontology annotation, cellular component: cytosolic small ribosomal subunit.